AUGGCGAUUCCAGCAGCUGUUAUUCUUCCACUGGGGCUACUCUUCCUUCUCUCAGGAAUCAUUGUCAACUUCAUUCAGGCACUUUUCUUUAUCCUUGUUCGCCAAUUUUCAAAGAGUAUGUACAGAAGGAUCAACAAAGUAGUCACAGAGCUGUUGUGGUUGGAGGUCAUAUGGCUUUUCGACUGGUGGGCAAACAUUAAGGUCGAGCUGUACUCAGAUUCUGAAACGUUGCAAUUAAUGGGUAAAGAACAUGCACUUCUCAUUUGCAACCACAGAAGUGACAUUGACUGGCUUGUUGGAUGGGUCUUAGCUCAGCGUUCAGGUUGCCUGGGUAGCGCACUAGCUCUAAUUAAGAAAUCAUCAAAAUUCCUUCCAGGGAUGGCUCUUGUGGAGAAUUUCUGGACUUCUAUUGGCAAAGAUAAGAAAGAGGCGUCAGUUAUAGGUUGGUCAAUGUGGUUUUCUGAAUAUAUCUUUCUGGAAAGAAGCUGGGCUAAAGAUGAGAGCACAUUGGAGUCAGGCUUGCAACAGCUGAAUGAUUUCCCUCGACCUUUUUGGUUGGCCCUGUUUGUAGAGGGAACUCGCUUUACACAGGCAAAGCUUUUAGCAGCUCAGGAAUAUGCUGCUUCAGCAGGGUUGCCCAUUCCAAGGAAUGUGUUGGCCCCUCGUACAAAGGGUUUUGUUACAGCAGUCAGUCACUUGCGCCCAUUUGUUCCAGCAAUUUACAAUCUAACCGUGGCUAUUCCUAAAACUGAGCCUCAACCUACAAUGUUGAGAAUAUUCAGGGGGCAAUCUUCUGUGGUGAGGCAACAAUAUUUGAGUUAUUUUGACUACAGCACUUGA
Molecule: messenger RNA, 840 nt
Organism: Ilex paraguariensis (yerba mate)
Lineage: Eukaryota; Viridiplantae; Streptophyta; Magnoliopsida; Aquifoliales; Aquifoliaceae
Source: the annotation of a GenBank genome assembly